Messenger RNA from Python bivittatus (Burmese python), 619 nucleotides. It is a transcript of the gene TSACC, whose product is annotated as TSSK6 activating cochaperone. Gene Ontology annotation, cellular component: cytoplasm. NCBI's taxonomy places the organism in Eukaryota, Metazoa, Chordata, Lepidosauria, Squamata, Pythonidae. Gene Ontology annotation, molecular function: protein-folding chaperone binding. The record is from RefSeq and is a predicted model, not a curated record.
UAGCGGCGGGCAGCGGUUAGGUGGAUGAAGUCUUCACGACAGCGGCGGCCGCUGCAGCUCUUGUCGCGCUCCGUUCCCGACCGACCGCAGCCCAGAGGCAUGAGUUCCAGUCCUGUUCGGAUGGAGCCAGACUUAAACCCCCAGGAGGAGAAACAGCAUCGGAAAAGUACCCCAAGAAGAUCUUCGCAAGCCCCACGAGAAGACUUCGAAGGCCCUCCAGCCACUUCUUUUAAGCCUUUAUGUCCUGCGAAGCCCUCCCCCAGUUUUCUAGAACUCCCCUCAACUCAGUGGAGGCCCAGUCCAGUCCUGCCUUACACCCAGGCCACACGGACGGGGAAAGGAAGGCGACAUUUUUCUCCCGACCACCAGCCGCAGGAGUGCUUCGGCCUCCUUGAGUGCCUGCACAACAACAUGCAGGUGCAGACCCAGAUCGCGCAGGAGCAGCUGGCCCUGCUGGAGGACAUCCGGGAGUCCGUGAACCUCCUCCUCUCCCAGCAGGACAGGCAGAACGGAGAGCUCCGGGGCCAGCUGGAGCAGCACACCCCGAGGGACCCGGCCUCCUCCCCGCACCCCGUCAGCUAGUAGGGAGUGCCCUCGCCCCCUCCGCAGCGCAGGCUGU